CCGUCCCCGCCCGGCCCGGCCAUGCCGCUGCGGCUGGCGCUCUGCCUGCUGGCGCUCUGCAGCCCCGCCGCCGCGCACGGUGGUAUCUGCUGGUUGCAGCAGGGGAAGGAGGCCAAGUGCACCAUGAUCCUGAAGACGGGUGUGACAUGGGAGGAAUGCUGUGCCAACGGCAAUGUGGACGUGGCCUGGUCUAACUACACCUACCCAGGCAACAAAAUCAGCCUGCUGGGCUUCCUGGGGCUGGUGACAUGCCACCCCUGCAAAGAGAGCUGUGAGGGGGUGGUGUGCGGCCCCGACAAGGUCUGCAAGAUGAAACACGGGCGUCCCCAGUGUGCCUGUGCCCCAGACUGCUCCAGCCUGCCCCGCAAGCUGCAGGUCUGCGGUUCUGAUGGCUACACCUACCGGGACGAGUGUGACCUGCUGACGGCCAAGUGCAGAGACCACCCCGACCUCGAAGUGAUGUACCAGGGCAAAUGCAAAAAGUCCUGCUCCAGCGUGGUGUGCCCUGGCACCCACACCUGCGUGGUGGACCAGACGGGCAGCGCCCACUGCGUGAUGUGCCGGACGGCUCCCUGCCCUGAGCCCACCAGCCUGGACCACGCCCUCUGCGGCAACAACAAUGUCACCUACCCCUCAGCGUGCCACCUGCGGCGGGCCACCUGCCACCGCGGCCGCUCCAUCGGCGUGCGCCACUACGGGAGCUGCUCAGCUGCAGCCAAAUUCUCCGCAGAGACGGACAGCGUGGAAGAGAACUAUGUGUGAAUCCUCCCUCGGCCGAGCCGGAGCCGGGAGACAGGGGCAUUAUGUGUAUAUUGUACAAACCAUAUACCUGAUAUUUAUUAAGAUAAAAAGAUCCUUAUUUAUCCCUGUGUAUGUUAUGCAGUCGCAGGGGGCUCAGUUCCCAUCCUGCCAACCGGGGAGCAGGGGUGGGGGCUCACGGCCAGAGAGAUGUUGAGCUGCCCUGGGAUGCUCCGGUGCCCACCCAGUGCCCGGCAGAGCUCUCCACUGGCCAGUGCCCUUCCUUGCUGCUGGCGCGGUGUGGAGGGGUGUCCGUGGGCCCCCCUUACGUGUCCUUGGCCGGCAGCCCUGGGCCUAUUUAUUUUUGGAUUAAUUCUCAGUACUCUGCUGACGUUUCUGGCUGGGACCUCGAGGUCUAGAGGGAAUCUGUGCUUUUGCCUUCCCUGAGGGGCUCAGCCCCGGCUGCCAGCAGCAGGAAAGGCAGUGCAUGCUGCAUCAGAUUGGAGAGAGAUAGAUAUAUAUUUUUAUAUAUAUUAAAAAAAAAUAUGUAUGUUAUUGUCUCCUAAACUUUCAGCAUGUGUGUGUUCAAAUGGAUUUCAGUUUAGGUCUUCCCAGGCCCAUUCAGACCAGGCUCCCACCGUCUUCGGAGGUGAUGCCGGUGCCCAGAGAGUUGGUGCAGUGGCAGCCCUAUCUGAGGGGCAUGACCAUUCUCCCUGGCCCACUGAGCCCCCACCCAGAGCCCAUCACCCAGGGCAGCUGCCCCCAGCCCUCCUCAUCCCUCCCUGCCAGAACAGCUUCAGAUGGAGCCCAAGCUGCAGGGAGAGAUGGCCCUGCCCGCCCCCCCAAGGACCCCCACACUGCAGCUAUGGGGCCCUGUACCCCCUGCUCUGCCCACACCUGUAUUUAUUUUUAUUCCUUUUCUCAUUUCUUCUGUUGUCACCUGUGUAAAUACCAGCUCAGCUCUGACACCAAAAAGCUCUUGACUUUAUAUAAAUAUCAUUUUUAUAUAUAUAUUAUAUGUAAAAAUACCUUAUCUUCUAUUUUUGUAUGAUUGGAUUCUGACCCUCAAGGCAGAUGCUUUGGGAACACCCACAUUCCCUAUUCUGUAUUGUUGGGGCAUUUUAUGGCUGCAUUAGAUUA
Messenger RNA from Pipra filicauda (Wire-tailed manakin), 1878 nucleotides. RefSeq names its product follistatin like 3 (gene FSTL3). Gene Ontology annotation, biological process: negative regulation of activin receptor signaling pathway; multicellular organism development; cell differentiation. Gene Ontology annotation, molecular function: activin binding; protein binding. The coding region runs from base 22 to 762 and encodes 246 amino acids. The transcript has 5 exons. NCBI's taxonomy places the organism in Eukaryota, Metazoa, Chordata, Aves, Passeriformes, Pipridae. The record is from RefSeq and is a predicted model, not a curated record.